This is a messenger RNA of Branchiostoma belcheri (Belcher's lancelet), 1800 nucleotides long. Its product is annotated as alpha-N-acetylneuraminide alpha-2,8-sialyltransferase-like. NCBI's taxonomy places the organism in Eukaryota, Metazoa, Chordata, Leptocardii, Amphioxiformes, Branchiostomatidae. Gene Ontology annotation, molecular function: alpha-N-acetylneuraminate alpha-2,8-sialyltransferase activity. The transcript is spliced from 8 exons. Bases 1 to 1131 code for a protein of 376 amino acids. The record is from RefSeq and is a predicted model, not a curated record. Gene Ontology annotation, biological process: N-glycan processing; oligosaccharide metabolic process.
AUGUGUGAGACUGAGUGUCUACGAAGUUCUCGGAAGAUUUUCGUGGUCUGCUUUCCGCCGCUAGAUGGCGCUCCAUCGGAGGAUAGCUUAGUCACGGCUCCCGUCACUACACCCCCUGUGCCACACUUGGACCCCUUCGUCAGGGAGUUAUUGGACGACCCCGUUUUUCACAACAGCAGCGCCUUGGCCAAAAACAACGCCACCCACCGACCGCCGGGGGAACUGCUUCGGAUCCUAGGCAAGAUCGACUCUCGGCCGUGGAGCUUUAACAAACUCGCCGUGCAGCAAAUCAGGAGGGAACUAGAAGAGUCCACUCACACCCGGGAGUUGUUGGUGCUCACCCAGCAGAACACUCAGCCGAACACUAGCAUCGGAUUCGCACACAGAAACAAUAAAUUCUACAUCCCAGAAAGCUUGCACAAGUACCAACCCCAAGAAAUGCCAUUUGCAAAUGCCAGCUACAAAGAGUGCAGUAUCGUUGGGAAUAGCGGGAUCCUUGUUAACAGCGGCUGUGGGCAAAGGAUUGACCAGGCUGAGUUUGUCAUUAGGUUUAACUUCCCUCCUGUGUUGACGAAGUUCAUGAAAGACUCUGGCAUCAGGACCCAUCUGUUCACCUGUAAUGCAGACAUCGUAAAUACCAAGUUUGGGCACCUUAAGAAAUCUAGAUGGGUGAGCACCUUUAAGAACUACGUCUCGGUGUACAAGUACUACCGCAGCAGCGUCUUGACCUUCCCUUUCAUGACUCCUGGGAAAAGUAAGAAGAUACUUCUCGACCUCCAGAAGAUUCUCAGCGACCGGAACGUCCCAAAUAAGGUGUUUCUAAACAACCCCGAGCACAGGAGAAACAUGUUCGACUUCUGGGCGAGGAGAGGUCUGGAGGAACGGAGUUUGACUUCAGGGUUCUACAUGAUCAGCGCGGCGCUGUCGUUCUGUGAGCGGGUGAGGGUGUUCGGCUUCUGGCCGUUCGACCGGGACCGGCGGGCCAGUCCGCUGCAGUACCACCACUACGGCGGGAACUUGCGGGACAAGGGUGCCGACAACCCCUGGCAUCGCAUGGACAGGGAGUUCUACCAGCUAGUCCAGCUCCAUGCGAGAGGAAUCAUUGAGCUUGUCACUAAACCCUGUUCUUAGAUAAUCAUCAGGGCCAGUAUACAUGCCAGUUCCUCAGCUCCAGGGCUAGCCUGGGUGCCAGACUGUUGCCAGGGCCAGUAUACAUGCCAGCUCCUCAGCUCCAGAGCUAGCCUGGGUGCCAGACUGUUGCCAGGGUCAGUAUAAAGGCCAGCUCCUCGGCUCCCAGUCCGGCUCCAGAGCUAGCCUGGGUCCCAAUCUGUUACCAGGCCAGAUGCAGAGACAUCAACGUUAUACAGGCUAUACUAGUAGCUCCUGCCUCCAGGGCUAGCCUGGGUGCAGGACAGUAGCCAGGGGCAGGAGCAAGGUUAGCUUCUCGGCUCUAAGGCCAGUCUACCUGGGGACUAGCUUAGUAUAUUGGCCCUGGGAACAGUCUGGCAAACGGGCUAUCUAGCUCUUAGCUUGAAAUUUCAUUCGUCUGUUUAUGUUUGUAGAAUUCGUUAUGAAAUAGUCGUCUUGUUUUGUGUCAAUAAUUUUGCGCGGAGGUGUUGUUUUAUUUUCCGUGCGUUUAUUUGUGGGUUUGCUUGUGCUUCUGUAGUUGCUUCCAAAUCAUCAUGACGCAGUACAGAUCUGUGUAUACAAUUUCUUACUUGUUGAAGGAAUGAUGACCAUUCAGAGGAUUUAUACAAGAAGAAUAAAAAGUCUAAACAUUGCGUCUGUGUGAUUAAGAUU